UUUUUUGUUGUUAUUUUUUUUGGUUUUUUGCUAACAAAAAAGUAUAAAGUGCCAAAAGUACAUAUAAUAUAUAAAAAAGAAUAACAAAUAAAGUAGCAGAUAAAAAGGAAUAAGAACAAACGGCAACAACUACAAUAACUGAAAAAAAGACAAGGCCCUGUUUAGAGCAUUUAAUUUAUUAUUACUACAGUGGGUAUAAUUCCUUUGUUAAAUACAACCACAACAACUACAAAAAAGAGACGAAAUUUAAGAAAAAUUAUAAAAAAAAGAAACGUCAAAAAGAACAAAAACAAUAGUGCAAAUUAAAGCAUUAAAAAAAGUUUUUUAAAAAAAAUUAAUUUAAAGGCUGAAAAAGGAAAAAAAGUAAUUUAAAACAAAAGCAACAAUAAAAUUAAUUAAAACAAAAAAAUUUAAAUUACAACAACCAAAAGCAAUCUUUGUGUUUAAACAACGCCUAACAUCUUCCAGUAAAAAUUAAGGAAUAUAGCAACACUAACCUUAGUAGUACCAACAGUAGCAGCAGCAGCACCAAAAGCCAUCAACAACUUUCAUCAAGCAACAGAACAAGUAGAAGCAGCAACAUCAACUUGGAAGAACAAACUACUAGGACGAGUUGCGAAAAUAAAUACUAGCAACAAAGUGAUAAGAUAAACAACCAAAACCAACUAAAACAACCAACAAAAUCCCUUAAGCCUUAUUUACAACAACAACUGUAAACUUUUGAUCUUUAUUUCCCCUCCCCUAACAACUAACAACUAAUCCAAACAAAAUGCGUGAAUAUAAAAUUGUUGUUUUGGGCAGUGGUGGUGUAGGCAAAUCAGCUCUAACGGUACAAUUCGUACAGGGUAUCUUUGUGGAAAAAUACGAUCCCACCAUUGAGGACAGUUAUCGCAAACAGGUCGAAGUUGAUGGACAACAAUGCAUGUUAGAGAUUUUAGAUACUGCCGGCACAGAACAAUUCACCGCCAUGCGUGAUCUUUAUAUGAAAAAUGGCCAGGGUUUCGUUUUAGUCUAUUCGAUAACCGCACAAUCCACCUUUAAUGAUCUGCAAGAUUUGCGAGAGCAAAUCUUACGUGUCAAGGAUACAGAUGAUGUACCCAUGGUGUUGGUGGGCAAUAAAUGCGAUCUCGAAGAUGAGCGUGUUGUGGGCAAAGAGUUGGGUAAGAGUUUGGCAAAUCAAUUUAACUGCGCCUUUAUGGAAACCUCUGCCAAAGCUAAAGUGAAUGUUGUUGAUAUCUUUUAUGAUCUUGUUAGACAGAUUAAUAAGAAAUCACCCGAAAAGAAACAGAAAAAACCCAAGAAAAAUCUAUGUGUUCUGCUCUAAGACUACAUACACAAUAGCAACAACAACAACAAUAAACACAACAACUUACAAAAUAAAACAACCAACAAAUACACAUACACACACACAUACCGACACUUACA
Molecule: messenger RNA, 1425 nt
Organism: Lucilia cuprina (Australian sheep blowfly)
Lineage: Eukaryota; Metazoa; Arthropoda; Insecta; Diptera; Calliphoridae
Gene: Rap1
Product: ras-related protein Rap1
Exons: 1
Coding region: 770-1324 (184 amino acids)
Biological process (GO): negative regulation of synaptic vesicle exocytosis; Rap protein signal transduction; cellular response to cAMP
Cellular component (GO): plasma membrane
Molecular function (GO): GTP binding; GDP binding; GTPase activity
Source: RefSeq, a predicted model, not a curated record